AUGUCACCACUGUUGAGUGGCUACACCCAUGUCAUCGAAAACACGGCCUGCGAUAGCGUCCAGGAAACCGGACAUGACCCACACCAUGACACGUACGAAGCAUACAAUUCGCAAUUUGUGUGCGGCGCGGGGGAAGACAUUUUCCCCUACGAAAGCUUAUCCAACAUUGAAGAGGACCGCGCCCGCAACGAUAGCAGCCACCGCAACGAUAGCAGCCACCACAACGAUAGCAGCUACCGCAACGAUCGCAACGAUCACACCGAUCAGAUGGGAAAAAAAAAACUGAUCAACGAACAUCAGAUGGCUAUGGAGAAGGAGCUCAUUUUUCAAAACGAAGUGCUACGUAAUGUGCUGAAGAGUUCCCAACACGUGAAGGAGAUGCAAAGGGAGCUAUUCAACGUGGAUGUGCGCGACUUCGUGCCGGUGAUUCCCCCGCCGCAGGGGCAGAGCGCGUAUUCUCUCAGGAGGGACUAUCCCCACCAGGGUGACGAAGCGGGUGACAACAUCGAAGGGAAUCGCGAUUCUCACUAUGACGGUCAUAUGGUCAUACGGCAUGGAGAAGACCACCAAAGUGCAGACCGCGGCACGCCCAGCGGUAAGGGGAUCAAAAGUCCCCUCGCAUCGAAGACAAAUAUGCACCCACCCAGAAUAGGCGAAAUCAAAGUCAACAUAGAUGAUAUAAAAAAAGGCCUACUGUCAUACUACUCCAAUAUUUAUUCCUUGGACCAUUACGAUAUAGGGGAAAGAAUUAAUAUAUUGAAGUAUGGUGAGAAAAAUAUUUCUGAACAUGUUCAGGCGAAUUGUUGCUACAAAAAGAGGGAACUCCCUAGAAGGCCUCCUUUUUUGCAUUACAAUGACGAGUUGCACAACCCUAAUUCUUUUACGUCCCAAAGUAUGUUGCCUGACUACUACUACAAGGAGGGGGCUAGUCGUUCCAGGGAAGGAAAGGAGAGGUUCCAUUUGGGCAGUACCCAUUUGGGAAGUACCCAUGUGGAGGAUGACCACAAAAUGGAAGAAACGAAUGCCUUCCUAAGUGAAUACGAUCAUGUCGGACAGAUCUCCGAGCUGCUCAGCAGCCUGAAGAACAAAUGCGCGGACGCGAACUUCAAGGUGCAGAGCCUGACUUCCAAGUUUGACCGGAAGUACGAGAACCCGGACAACCGCUUCUGGGUCCACAACCUGGUUCCGAUGCAUCGCCAAGGGGCAACCUCCAUGUUGAGAAGCAUCGCCGAGGGACAACCUCCACAUGACAUAGAAACGAAUGAUCAAACGGGGUGGUGA
This is a messenger RNA of Plasmodium cynomolgi strain B, 1281 nucleotides long. RefSeq lists its product as hypothetical. Bases 1 to 1281 code for a protein of 426 amino acids. Lineage: Eukaryota; Apicomplexa; Aconoidasida; Haemosporida; Plasmodiidae. The transcript is spliced from 3 exons. The record is from RefSeq and is a predicted model, not a curated record.